AUGACUAUGCUGAAUGAAAUUCGUCAGGAGAGAGACAAUUUCCGCGAGGUUACUACUCGGUAUCACGCCGUCGUCAUAGAAAAGGACCUGGCCAUGAACGAUUUGUACCAGGCCCACAGAAUAACCGAGGAGGCAAACCAACUAGCCCGAGACUUUCAGAAGGACAUGACUUCCAUACAGCGGAAAGUCAAUAGCCUUGAGAUACAGUCAAUGAAAGACUCACGGCUGUCACCGAUCGAGGAGGAACGCACGCCUAGACGUUCAAAAGAGAAAUCAGUUAAGUCCUCCAGAAUAGAACAGAAAUUCAAGGCCAACAGCGAUCAUUACCUUACCGAGGACUCCAAGAUAGCCUACGUAGUCUCACGACUCGGCGGUAAGGCUGCACAACAUACGAUGCAUAGAAGACUUCGGAACUCCACCAACCCGUACCAGUCUUUCACUGAGAUCAUGGAAGAGUUGGCCGAUAUCUACGAGAACUCAGACCGACGUAGAGGUUUUACUACCUUGAAGGCUGCAAAAGAAUACCUUCGGAAGCUGGAUAACUCACAACGUGCUGAUUACAAGGAUUUUGAGUCCACAAAGGCCACUGUCAAGUCAACUACAACACGGACAUCGACGACAGCACCCGCGGCCAAUGCACGCCUCAUACCCGUCACCGGGUCCAGUUCAAGUACGACCACUACGCCUCUGAAUGUCACGACCGGUUCGAAACCAAGGGAACCAAUGUGCUACAACUGCGGCAAGAAAGGCCACUACCGGAAGGACUGUACAAUAACUACCCAAACCGAGGCCGGCAAAAAGGCCUUCGAGGAGGCACGACUCCACGCGAUGGAAAUAGACGAAGAAUUCGAAAUCGAUAACGUCGACACCACGGGUAGCGACGGUUCUUCUUCGGAUUCGGGAAACGAAUAG
This is a messenger RNA of Letharia columbiana, 912 nucleotides long. RefSeq lists its product as uncharacterized. Gene Ontology annotation, molecular function: nucleic acid binding; zinc ion binding. Bases 1 to 912 code for a protein of 303 amino acids. The transcript is spliced from 3 exons. The record is from RefSeq and is a predicted model, not a curated record. Lineage: Eukaryota; Fungi; Ascomycota; Lecanoromycetes; Lecanorales; Parmeliaceae.